Trifolium pratense (red clover) is the source of this 1710-nucleotide messenger RNA. Its product is annotated as alcohol acyltransferase 9. Gene Ontology annotation, molecular function: acyltransferase activity, transferring groups other than amino-acyl groups. The record is from RefSeq and is a predicted model, not a curated record. NCBI's taxonomy places the organism in Eukaryota, Viridiplantae, Streptophyta, Magnoliopsida, Fabales, Fabaceae. Bases 186 to 1559 code for a protein of 457 amino acids. The transcript has 2 exons.
AAUAUUACUUAUUAUUAUCCAAACCAAACCAAAAAUUAUUUCAGAAUAUUGUUUAAUGUCUAGUCACAUCUAUCUCUAAAGAUUAUUUAUACAAGUUUUUGUAACUCUCUUCUUUCAUAUAUUAUUCCCUUUUUUCAAUCAAUUAUAGAAUUUAUAGUUAUAGAUCAUCAUCAUCAUAAAAAUUAAUGUCAAAAUCAUCAAUGGAACUCCCUGAUUGUAUUUAUCCAUGUCAAGCAAUAACAAAUAUUUCACCAAAUGCUCCAACACCAAAACAUUCUCUCUAUCUUUCUAAUCUUGAUGAUCAAAAGUUUCUUAGAUUUUCUAUUAAGUAUUUGUACAUUUUCAAGAAAUCAGUGAACUUGGAUCAUUUGAAGUGUUCUUUGUCUAGAGUUUUAGUUGAUUAUUACCCUUUAGCUGGGAGGUUAAGGAGUUGUUCCUUGGAUGAUGAUAAAAAGCUUGAGGUAGAUUGCAAUGGUGAAGGUGCUUUGUUUGUUGAAGCUUUCAUGGCUAUAACUGCUGAUGAAUUACUUGAACCUUCUAAGUUGCCAAACAAGUCAUGGAGGAAGUUCAUGUAUAAAGUGGAAUCUCAAAGUUUCUUAGAUGUUCCUCCUAUUAUUGUUCAGUUAACAAGUCUUCGAUGUGGGGGAAUGGUUCUAUGCACCGCAAUCAACCAUUGCCUAUGCGAUGGAAUCGGCACAUCACAAUUUCUACACGCAUGGGCACAACUGACCAAACAACCUCAAACAAAUUUAACCAUCCAACCUUUCCACUGGCGACACGUGUUGAAGCCACGACACCCUCCCACGGUAAACCUCCAUAAUCCCGGAUACACCAAAACACAACCAACCCCUCAAGUAAACAUUCUCAAGUUGAUACAAUCACAACCCUUAUUACCCACAUCCUUUAUCUUUAAUCCCUCUCAUGUUCUCUACUUAAAGAAACAAUGUAUCCCUUCACUAAAAUGCACUACAUUUGAAGUAGUUGCGGCACACACGUGGCGCUCUUGGAUUCGAUCAUUGAAUUUAUCGUUACCGUCCAAUUUAACCGUGAAGUUACUUUUCUCUAUUAAUGUACGCAACAUAUUAAACCUACAAAAAGGAUAUUACGGUAAUGGGUUUCUAUUAGGUUGCGCGGAAAGUACUAUAAAGGACUUAGUAGAGAAUAACCUACACCAUGGUGUGAAACUAGUGCAAAAGGCAAAAUCAACGGUGAAUAAUGAAGAGUAUAUAAGAUCAACGGUAGAUUUAUUGGAGGACAAAAUGGUAAAAACGGAUGUUUCAACUAGUUUGGUUAUAUCACAAUGGUCUAAAUUGGGGUUAGAAGAAGUGGAUUUUGGAGAGGGAAAACCGGUUCACAUGGGUCCUUUAACAAGUGAUGUUUAUUGUUUGUUUUUACCGGUUAUUGGAGGUGAUGUUAAUGCUGUGAGAGUGGUUGUUUCUGUGCCGGAGAGUAUGGUGGAAAGUUUUCAAUAUUAUAUGAAUGAAAGCUGGGAAAAGAAAAUACAAAAUGGAGAUUAUGUUAAAAAUGACUAUCAUGCAAAUGAAAGCUCGUUUUUCUAAAAAUGCUCCAUUUUAUUAUUAUAUUUUCCUUUUUGGCUAUAUAUGUCUUUGUAAUUACUACCAUGGUAUAUUAUGAGGCAAGGAAUGAGUAUCUGUAAUGCAAUUUCAGUGUAUAAAUUCUAGUAAUCCUACUGAUUGAGUUUGGGAUCAA